AUGGGCUCUUCCGAGAACCGGCAGACAGCCAGGAAAGAAAAAGAGCCUGUCUUCAUACCAGAUGACAUAGAAGACGCUCUGAAGGUUGCACCGGAAGCUCGAGACUACUCGGGUGCUCACGCAAAGUAUGAUCCAGCCGAAAUUGCUCUCGUGCGACGCCUCGACUGGAUGAUUAUGCCAAUCUUGUGGGGCAUGUACUGGCUCAACUACCUGGACCGCAAUGCCAUUGCGCUUGCUAGACUAAAUACCCUCGAGGAAGACCUCAACCUCUCGUCCACGGAGUACCAGACCUGCGUUUCCAUCCUCUUCGUCGGAUACGUCAUCGUCGGCAUCCCCGCCAACAUGGUCGUGACGCGCGUCCGCCCUAGCUUGUGGAUGAGCUCUUGCAUGGCCGUCUGGGCCAUCAUCAGCGCCCUUACCGCGAUAAGCCAGAACUACACCGGCUUGCUUCUCACCCGGUUCUUCCUUGGAAUCACCGAGGCUCCGUACUACCCCGGUGCUCUCUACGUCCUGGCAACUUUUUACACUCGCAAGGAAUUGGCAACGAGGAUCUCGAUCCUUUACACGGGCAAUAUCCUCGCCACGGCGUUUGCGGGGCUGAUUGCACUCGGGAUCUUCCAGAUGCACGGAAUGGCCGGUAUCGAAGGAUGGAGAUGGCUCUUCAUCAUUCAAGGCGUCGUCACCUUCAUCAUAGCCGUUAUCGCUUACUUCGUCCUGCCCGACGAGCCUCUCACAACUCGCUGGCUCACCCCCGAAGAACGUAUCCUCGCCAACGAGCGCAUCCUACGCGAUACGGUCGGCAACACCGGUCAGACGACAACCUGGUCGGGACUCCUCGAGGCGGCCAAAGAUCCCAAAGUGUGGUUGUUCACGCUCAUGCAGCACUGCCACCUCGGCGCCAACGGCUUCAAGAACUUCUUCCCCACGGCCGUCGAGACGCUCGGCUUCAACGAAACUAUCACGCUGGUCCUGACCUGCCCCCCGUAUCUCAUUGCGGGGGUCAUUUCUAUCGCGUGGUCUUGGUCUUCGGGGAAAUUCAACGAGCGGACUUGGCACAUUACCAUCGCCAAGGCCGUCGCAGUCUUUGGGUUCAUCUUGGGCUGUGCAACUCUCAACACUGGUGCCAGAUACUUUGCCAUGGUGGUUUUCAGCGUGGGAACAUACGCCGUGAACUCCAUCAUCCUGGGCUGGGUAUCCGCCACGUGCUCUCAAACCAAAGAGAAGAAGGCCUCCUCCUUGGCCAUCGUCAACUGCAUCGCCGUGGCUUCCUUCAUAUGGACGCCGUACAUGUGGCCCAAGUCCGACGAGCCUCGGUACGUCAUGGCCAUGUCUUCCAGCGCGGCUCUGAGUGUCGCGACUGCACUUGGUGCGUGGGCAAUGCGUUUCUGGCUCAUGCGCGAGAACAAGAAGAUCAGGCGUUCCGAGAACGAAAGCGUUUUGUUCUACGCGUACUAA
Colletotrichum spaethianum is the source of this 1455-nucleotide messenger RNA. RefSeq names its product putative transporter. The transcript has 6 exons. Gene Ontology annotation, molecular function: transmembrane transporter activity. Lineage: Eukaryota; Fungi; Ascomycota; Sordariomycetes; Glomerellales; Glomerellaceae. Bases 1 to 1455 code for a protein of 484 amino acids. The record is from RefSeq and is a predicted model, not a curated record. Gene Ontology annotation, cellular component: membrane. Gene Ontology annotation, biological process: transmembrane transport.